AUGAACGUUUCCAACUCCUCUUCUAAUUCACGAGACCUCAAACAAGGACGUCGUCAUCAAUCCUUGGUGGAACCACAACCCAUUGCUUCCUGUGUGUCCCAGGGCGCAGAAGUCUUGGACUCUUCGUCCUCCUCCUCUUCCCAACCAACGGAAGACGAUGCGAUUAUUGCAGCUCCGGAACCCACCAACGACCGGGCCAACCAGCAAGAGUCUCCCGCGGAAAUCCCAGUAGGUAAUGGUGAGAAUGAGCAAGACAAUGACGAGGAAGAAGAUCAGGACGAUGAUGAUGCUUCUGAAUAUUCCUACGAAGACGAUGAAGAUGCUGCCUUUUCAGGGUUUCUUUCAGCUCCUGCAGCUGCAAGUCACUCUUCUGCUGCUCCAGCCAACAGCGCUUCUUCUUCUUCUGCUAACAUUGUCGAGGAGGACACAGUCGUCCCUAAUGUAGCAGCUGCUGCCGACGCAAAGAAGAAGUGGAAAGAACCCACUCGCGAGGCGGUCAGCAUGUCGCUUCGGGCACAAAAAGAAACCUCUGGCAGCAAGCGUCGGCUUGCCCAGGAUUUGUAUCGAAUCAUGAACCAAGAUACUAAGGAUGCUGGAUUCUCUCUAGCACCACAGUCGGAAGAUGCCAUGGAUAAAUGGACUAUCAAACUAUUUCAGUUUGAUAAGGAUUCCAAUCUAGCAAAGGAUAUGCUCGUCUUGGGACAAAAUCAUGUGGAACUUGAAAUGAAGUUCCCCGAUCAAUAUCCUUUUGCGCCUCCAUUUGUCAGAGUGGUCAAACCCAGAUUCAAGAAACAAACUGGAUUCGUCAUGAAUGGGGCUCUUUGUAUGGAACUACUCACAAACGAUGGUUGGAAUCCAAUCAAUGAUAUUGAGAGUGUCAUUGUCUCGGUGCGAUCACUCUUGGUGGUUGGUGAUGGCCGUCUGCAAGCGGCUUCAGAACUCUCCAAGAAAAGGUAUGAAGCGCUACUCGAAGCUGCUUCUGGGGAAUCAUCCUCUGAUGCCAAGCGACAAAAGCUGGCAACGGGCGAACACUCGGCCAAGCCAGUGGCGAAGGCUACCAUUGGGGCAUACACCAGUUCCGAAGCCCAAGCUGCCUACUCGCACCUUUCGGACUAUCACAAGAAGAAAGGGUGGGACUCUUCUGGUUGGUGGGCCCGAAAGGGAUGA
This is a messenger RNA of Cylindrotheca closterium, 1167 nucleotides long. The record is from the annotation of a GenBank genome assembly. NCBI's taxonomy places the organism in Eukaryota, Bacillariophyta, Bacillariophyceae, Bacillariales, Bacillariaceae.